AUGCGUUCACUUUCGACCAUUUUUAGCUUAAUCUUGGCCCUCUCCAUCCCGCUUCGGACUGUGGGAGCCAAGUCCCUGGUCAAACCGCUCUUUACCAGCCUCGCAAACAGGGAGAUCCCAGACGGAGAACUCGAGUACGACUACAUGACCAAGGACCGGGGACUCGUGCAUGAUGGAGAGAAAGGGACCAAGUCACAAAGUACACAGACUGGUGAAGGUGGUGACGGUGAAAAUGGAGAGGAGGGCAAAGAUGAAAGGAGUGAAGAGGAAGAAGAAAAAAAAGGGGAGAAUGAAAAUGAGGAGACGACAACGGAAAAGGCAACAGAGGGAACCGAAGACAUUAAAAAGAACAUGGACGAUGUCCCGCUGGCAACGAUGCAAGCGCCGUCCUCAACUGUCAAGAAUAAAACUGACUCUUCAGUACAUCGGGGUGACACCUCCACCUUUGUCACAAACAAUUUCUACAACCCCGCCGAAAAGGAGCAUGGAGAGCUCACCGCCGGAGCUCAACUCCAGUAUGAAUACCUAUGGAAGAGGAUAUACGAUAUCGACUCCAAACUGCUGAAUCUAGCGCCCAUACAUGUGGACAAGACAAAGGACCCCCUUCAGCGCAAGGGACUCACCAUUACCUUUGACCCAGAAAGCAACCCGGAUCAACACACCGUGAAUAUAGAUGAUUCUAUUGUGGAAUAG
Molecule: messenger RNA, 693 nt
Organism: Theileria equi strain WA
Lineage: Eukaryota; Apicomplexa; Aconoidasida; Piroplasmida; Theileriidae
Product: signal peptide-containing protein
Exons: 1
Coding region: 1-693 (230 amino acids)
Source: RefSeq, a predicted model, not a curated record